Messenger RNA from Eruca vesicaria subsp. sativa (arugula), 1461 nucleotides. The record is from the annotation of a GenBank genome assembly. Lineage: Eukaryota; Viridiplantae; Streptophyta; Magnoliopsida; Brassicales; Brassicaceae.
AUGUCUUCUCUAAUGGCGAUUCGAUGCGUACAAACAAAGAAGAUUCUCACAAUAGGUUCUCUGCUUCACUUACGCUCCUUUCCUCCUCAUCUAUACGCCUCCAACUCAAUUUCGAGCAGAAGCCUGAGCACAUCCGCCUCCACCACGAACGACUAUCGCCAAAAUCCUCACUCCGUCUCAUCUUAUCAACGGCCCAAUCCAUCCCCAAGGUUCGAUUCUCAGCGUUUUCAGAAUCAGAGGUAUAGCCCUAACCAUAUCAAUCCCCAGACUCCUCAACAACAGGGCGGUUACAACAACCAGGUCAAUUACCAGAAUCAGAAUAUUCAGCAAAGCAAGGAGAUAGCUUCCCCUACCAUAGAAGAGAUAGUGCGUUUGUGUAAGCUUAGGAGAUACAAAGAUGCCAUCGACUUGCUUGACCAAGGAGCCACCCCUGAUAAAGACUGUUUCUCCUUACUGUUCGAGUCAUGCGCCAAUUUGAAAUCUCUGGAGCAUUCCAAGAAGGUACACGAUCAUUUCCUCCGGUCUAUCUUCAGAAGCGACCCGAAGCUGAACAACGUGGUGAUCAGUAUGUUCGGGGAGUGUAAUAGCGUCACCGAUGCCAAGAGAGUGUUUGAUCACAUGCCCGGUAAAGAUUUGGAUUCUUGCCACGUGAUGAUGCGCGUGUACAGCGAUAACGGGAUGGGAGACGAGGCGUUGCAGUUGUUCGAGGAGAUGGGCUUGAAGCCCAACGGGGAGACGUUCGUUGCUGUUUUCUCGGCUUGUGCAAGUGUGGGUGCGGUUAAAGAAGCGUUUCUGCAUUUCGAUUCGAUGAGAAACGAGUUUGGGAUUACUCCGAGGAAGGAACAUUACUUGGGUGUUUUAGAUGUUAUUGGCAAAUGCGGGCAUCUUGUUGAAGCGGAGCAGUAUAUCCGUGGCCUCCCGUUUGAAGCUACGGGUGAAUUCUGGGAAGCUAUGAGGAGCUAUGGUGUGAUACAUGGAGAUAUCGAUUUGGAGGAUUACGCGGAGGAGAUGAUGGUUGAGCUUGAUCCUUCUAAAGCAGUAACGAACAAGAUUCCUACCCCUCCGCCAAGAUCAUACAGGGAGAAAAGUAUGGUUGCUAGUAAGAGUAGGAUCCUUGAGUUUCGGAAUCAGACUAUUUACAAGGAUGAAGCUAAGGAGAUGGCUGCGAAGAAGGGAGCGGUUUAUAUUCCAGACACUCGGUGCGUUCUGCAUGACAUUGAUGAGGAGGCUAAAGAACAGGCGUUGCUAUACCAUAGUGAGAGGUUAGCGAUUGCUUAUGGUAUCAUAUGCACCCCGCCUCGGAAGAGCCUUACCAUCAUCAAGAAUCUCCGUGUGUGUAAUGACUGCCACAACUUUAUCAAGAUCAUGUCUAAGAUCAUUGGUCGAACGUUGAUUGUGAGAGACAACAAACGUUUCCAUCACUUCAGUGAUGGUAAAUGUUCCUGUGGCGAUUAUUGGUAG